Molecule: messenger RNA, 2751 nt
Organism: Oikopleura dioica
Lineage: Eukaryota; Metazoa; Chordata; Appendicularia; Copelata; Oikopleuridae
Source: the annotation of a GenBank genome assembly
AUGCACGUCGAGGAAAAAGCUUUUCCACGAUUACUUGAAAAGAGUUUUGGAAACGCCCUUCAUCGAAGCAAGAAAACCACCUCAACUUCAAUCAUGUCAACCUCAGGAUCUGGCGACUCCCGGUCGCACCCAAGCUCCGGUAGCUCGAACCCGUUCGAGCAAAUGGAUCGAGAUGCUCGUGAAAUGCGAGAGCAACUCACCCGAAUUGCUGACGUCGAGCUUCCAAUGGGGAAGGCUCCUGGAAAAGCCGGUCGUAAAAUCGCUCUCCGCUCGAACUUCUACCGGACAAAAGUCGCGCCCAACAUGCGCAUCAUCCAACUUGACGUGCAUAUCCAGGAGGAUAACUGCGUCCUCGGCAAAGAGUCCGUCAAGAAGAGCGACGAAAAGCGCCUGUUUAUGGCCGCUUUCCUGAGGGAGAAGUUCCCUGCGCACCACGCCAUGCUGCCCUACGAUGGUCAGAGCUCUCUUUUCUACUUGGAGAAGCAAGGUAUCCUGGCGAACGAGAGUGGCGACGCUGGACAAACAAUUAGAUUCCAGUACGCGCCCCGGGGAACUCGCAAGCGAGAUUUCACCGUCACUCUUCGACGAGUGAAUAUGCACUUGUCGAACGACAUCAAUGCCUACCUUAACGGCAACAUGGUCGAUUUGAAGCAAGAUGCCAUUCAGGCCUUCGACAUCGUAUUCCGCCACCGCGCCUCGACCGAUACCGUCACUGUCGGACGAUCUUUCUUCCCUGCCAAUCAACCCAAUCGUCGCGAUAUUGGAGGUGGACGAGAGGUCUGGUUCGGCUACCAUCAGAGCCUCAAGGCGAUCGACGGCAACUCCGGUGGAACCCUUGCGCUCAAUAUUGACGCCGCCGCCAAGGCCUUCGUCAAGGAGCAGCUUGGAACCGAAGUCGCCAUGGAAGUCUUCAAACCACGCGGUGGUGAGCGUGAGAUGGCGGACCCACGAUUCUGGAACGAUGGACGCCGCAAGCAACUCGAGAAGUAUCUCGGCAAGCUUCGAUUUAUCCCCGAGCACCUGAAAAACCGCGACCGUGAUUACCGGUGCACCACGCUUUCGCGAAACGGCGCCGACCGAGAAACCUUCGUCAACGAAAACGGUCGCACCGUCAACAUCGCGGACUACUAUGUCCAGAAAUACAAGAAGAGGCUUCGAUUCCCAUCGGCUCCAAUGAUCCAGGUUGGCACUGGAAAGAACGUAAAGUACUUCCCGCUCGAACUCAUGCGAGUUGCGCCGCGACAACCUCAUCGAGGCCAAGUGGAUGAAAUCAUGCAGUCCAACAUGAUUCGGGCCAUCGCCGACCCCGCCCCGAAAAAACAGAAGAUCAUUGACGAAAUGGCGCAACGUGCCAUCAAGGAACUCUCACCAAUGGGUGAACUCUACGGAGCCAAGGUUUCCGCCAAGAUGGAGGAGCUCAACGGUCGCGUUUUGGACGCCCCAGCGCUCAUCUAUGGGAACAGAAAGACCGUGCGUGCCAACCAAGGAGCCUGGGAUGCCCGACGUGAGCGAUUUUUCAAUGCAGCCGCGAUCGAGAAGUGGGUCGUCAUUGCUUUCCAGUCGCGUAUGGACCAGCGCCAGAUCGGCGACUUCGCCAAUGGUCUCUGCAAAGCCGCUGGCUUCGAAGGCAUGCGCGCCUCUCCACCGGAACGAAUCCUAAACGCCAACAACGACGAAGACAUGGCUCGCUAUUUCCAGCUUUGCCAAAACAACAACGUCCGAUUCGCGCUGGUCAUCAUGCCCCGACGAGACUCCCAGAUUUACUCCAUGAUCAAGGAGAAGGCGGAGCUUCAGUGGGGAAUCGUCACUCAGUGCGUCCAGGCAAGAAACGUCGAGCGUGCUAACGGCAUGUUCUACGGUAAUCUUCUCCAGAAGAUCAACACCAAAUUGGGCGGAACUAACACUAAGAUCGAGAAUCGAAUCCAAAUGUUCACGAAGCCGUGCAUGGUCGUUGGACUCUCUUUCAGCCACCCGGCUCCAGGAUCUCGCAAUCCUUCAAUUGUUACGGCAUCCUUCUCAUGUGAUGCUUCUGGAACUAAGUAUUUCACUGGAAAACGUCUCCAGCGUUCCCGAUUCACCCUCGCCACCGGAAUCAAGGAGCUUUUCCUUGAAGGCUUGAAGGGUUUCUACAAGCGCGCCAACGGCAAAAAGCCCGAACGAAUCAUCGUCUACCGCAAUGGUGCUUCUGAAGGCGAACUCCAGGCUGUUGCCAAGCUCGAGGUUGAGCAGAUGAAAGCCGCCUUUGCUGCACUCCCAGGAGGCUACAGCCCCAAGCUUACCGUUAUUGUCGUGAACAAGCGAACACACACCCGCAUGUUUGCCCAAAAUCAAGCUGAUCAGAUCGGCAAGAGUGGCAACGUUCCAUCUGGAACAGUGGUCGACACCGUGGUUACCUCCAAGUCGCUUUGCGACUGGUACCUCAACGCCUCCCAGGGCAUCCAGGGUACUAGCCGACCCGUGCACUACACGUUGUUACACGAUGAAAACAAUCUGGACGCCGAUAACUUGCAGAUGAUGACCUACCAUCUGUGCCACGCUUACGCUCGAUGCACUCGCACCGUUUCCAUUCCCAUCCCCUGCCUCUACGCUGAGUUGAUGGGCGACCGAGUCUCCCGAUACCUUCAGAGCCGCGGAAUUGGCUCUGACGCUGGAUCCGUCAACUCGAUGGACUCUGGCCGUUCCUACGAAAGCGACAUCGAGUCGCUGACUCUUGCAAUUACUAAAGAAGUCGGCGACAUGUUCUUCGUCUGA